AUGGCGUCGUUCAUCGGUGUACCGCUAAAAAAGACUUUUGAGGUCGAUUUAAUUAAUCCGCUGAAAACAUUCAUCCGAAAUACUUUUAGUCAGGCUAACCCGGAAGACUAUGGCCAGGCAUUGACUGAGUUUAAUAAGCUGAGAAAUGUGAUGAUAAAGAAAUCCGUGGACAAACACGAAUCGACGUUGGAAGUUUUGUAUCGUUAUUAUGACCAGCUGGUAGCAAUAGAAAACAAAUUGCCCAUCACAGAAAAUCAGAUUCGUGUUCAGUUCAAGUGGCAGGAUGCCUUUGAUGAAGGCUCAUUCUUGUCAGGAAGAAGGACUUUGGCCAUCGCCUCGGCAGCGUAUGAGAAGGUGUGUGUGCUGUUCAACAUUGCUGCCCUCCAGUCUCAGAUUGCUGCUGUUCAGAACCACGAGAACAAUGAAGGCCUGAAGCUAACGGUGAAGCUAUUUCAACAUGUGGCAUCUUUGGGACACCUGAAAGACAUAGUGUUGUCCCACAUCCAGCAGGAUCCGACACCCGACCUGAACCCAGACACACUGAGUGCCCUGAGCGCUCUCAUGUUAGCACAAGCCCAGGAGUCUAUAUACAGGAAGGCUACUCAAGAUAAAAUGAAGGAAGCAAUGAUAGCCAAACUGGCAUACCAGACAUCGGAACUGUACUCAGAUGCCAUGAAGUUGAUGCAGCUAGGAUCCAUCCGGGAACUGUGGCCACGGGACUGGUUGCUGAUUGUGGUGAUGAAGCAGGCAGCCUUCCAUGGAAUGUCUGAGUACUACCAAAGCUGUGUGGCCCAACAGUCUAAGAGUUAUGGAGAGGAGAUCGCCAGAUUACAGCAUGCUAAAGAGCUGCUCAAUGCCUCAAAGACUCGUGGUGGAUCAACUUUCAUCUUUCAGCAAGAGCAGGGUCGUGUAGACAGAGCCCUGGAGACGGCCCUCAAAGACAACAACUUCAUUUACCAUGACAAAAUCCCUGAUCUAAAAACACUGCAGCCCAUUGGAAAAGCUGUUGUUGCUAAGGCUGCACCAGUAUCGCAGCCAAUGAGUGCAAAGUUCACAGAUUUGUUUGACAAGAUUGUUCCCCUGCCAGUCCACGAAGCACUCACAGCUUUUGAGAACCGCAAAGCACAGAUUGCCAAUGCGGAGAUUGGGCGGCUUCGUAGUGCCACAGAUCUGUUAAACAGUGUCCUGGCUUCCUUGAACCUGCCUGCUGCCCUGGAAGACCUGUCUGGUGAGAGAGUGCCCCAGUCGCUGCUGGAGAAGGCCCAGCAGAUUCAGGAGAUGGGCGGGCUCAGUAAAAUUGAUCAGCUCAUGAGUGAUCUCCCAGAGCUGCUGGCUCGCAACAGAGAAAUUCUCAAUGAGAGUAUUAAGGCUCUGGACGAUGAAGAGAAAUCUGACCAGCAGUUGAGGGACCAGUUUAAGGAGAAAUGGACAAGAACACCUUCUGUCACCUUGACCAGGCCCAUGAGAGAUGAAGCAAACAAGUACAAAUCCAUACUGGAUACAGCUAUCCAAGCUGACCACAUUGUCAGGGACAAGUACAACACACACAAAAAGGCUAUAGCCCUCUUGUCUGCACCUAAGUCUGAGUUGGAGAGUGCCCUACCUGCAGCCAGCGCCGUGGCUUCUCUACAGAACAGCAAUGUGGUUCAAACACUUCGUCAGCUCCUGGAGCAGGUUCAAGCCGAGAGGGAUGUUAUUGAAGCUGAAUUAAAAGAUGCAAAGUUUGACAUGAGUGGCAAAUUUCUAGGAGCACUGGUCACAGAAGGUCUGAUCAAUGAAGAGGCACUAUCCAUGUCAGAGCUUGACAGAGUGUAUUCACCUCUCCGUGAACAGGUGUCAGACAGUCUGCACAGGCAAGACAUGUUGUUGUCUCAGAUUCAG
Candidula unifasciata is the source of this 1881-nucleotide messenger RNA. NCBI's taxonomy places the organism in Eukaryota, Metazoa, Mollusca, Gastropoda, Stylommatophora, Geomitridae. The record is from the annotation of a GenBank genome assembly.